ACGUGGCUUCAAUCAGGUCGUCUUUGCGCACAUAGAUACGCGCUGUUACGCAACUGGAGAUCAUUAUUUCUCGUACAGAAAUUAUAUCGUCUUGUGUGAAGAAAAUGAGUGGUCGAGGAAAAGGCGGGAAAGGUCUUGGGAAAGGAGGCGCCAAGCGUCAUCGCAAAGUUCUUCGUGAUAAUAUCCAAGGUAUCACUAAGCCAGCUAUUCGUCGUUUGGCUCGCCGUGGAGGAGUCAAGCGUAUUUCUGGUCUCAUCUACGAAGAGACCCGAGGAGUGCUUAAGGUGUUUCUGGAGAACGUUAUCCGCGACGCAGUCACGUACACCGAGCACGCCAAGAGAAAGACCGUCACCGCUAUGGAUGUGGUUUAUGCCCUAAAGCGUCAGGGUCGCACUCUGUACGGCUUUGGUGGGUAAACCUGUAUUUCAGAAAUGCGUUUUGCAUCUACCAAAGGCUCUUUUAAGAGCCGCC
Molecule: messenger RNA, 471 nt
Organism: Anguilla rostrata (American eel)
Lineage: Eukaryota; Metazoa; Chordata; Actinopteri; Anguilliformes; Anguillidae
Product: histone H4
Exons: 1
Coding region: 105-416 (103 amino acids)
Biological process (GO): nucleosome assembly
Cellular component (GO): nucleosome
Molecular function (GO): structural constituent of chromatin; DNA binding; protein heterodimerization activity
Source: RefSeq, a predicted model, not a curated record